Messenger RNA from Heterobilharzia americana, 608 nucleotides. NCBI's taxonomy places the organism in Eukaryota, Metazoa, Platyhelminthes, Trematoda, Strigeidida, Schistosomatidae. The record is from the annotation of a GenBank genome assembly.
AAAGUUGCAUAAACAGUUUCCUUGUAUUUGGAUGCAUUAAUUCUUUUAACUGAUCUCUUUCCAAUAUUCUUGUAAACUGGACACAGUCUAAUCUACAAAUAUUGGCUAUUAUUUUCAAAUACGAAUGAGUUUCUGGAAAACUGUCAACUUCACUAUAAUUCAUUAUUUCCAAAAGAAUAACAACAAGAGUCUAAAAAAACUUUCUGUUAAUACAGUCGUGAAAAUGAAGUUCUAUAUUCCACUCUUCUAUGCUGUUGCCUUCAUUUUUAGAACACUUUGUAAAGAUUGUCUUCUUUAUUUAUGAUGUCAUGAUAAAUUGGCAUUUUAACAUUUCAAAGAUAGCGCCAUACAGUCAUCAUCAGCUUUAUCAGUUUACAAAUGUUCAAUGUUUUUUUAUAGAUAUUUUUUACUGCAUGUUUAGUAUACUAAUGAUAUUUACUUGUUGUUCAAUCUAUAUUAAAGACAAAGAUAUGAUAGGCGAAAAAAUUAUGCUUCAAAAGCAAAAUCAACAUAUUGCCCUAACUUAUCAGUACUGUUGUUUAGAUCAUUGUUCAAACUGCAAACCCACUGUUGACUGAUUGAUAUUUAUUGCGAGAAAAUAAAGCUUG